Messenger RNA from Mytilus trossulus (common blue mussel), 1917 nucleotides. Its product is annotated as myocyte-specific enhancer factor 2C-like. Gene Ontology annotation, molecular function: DNA-binding transcription factor activity, RNA polymerase II-specific; protein dimerization activity; RNA polymerase II cis-regulatory region sequence-specific DNA binding. The coding region runs from base 407 to 1747 and encodes 446 amino acids. The record is from RefSeq and is a predicted model, not a curated record. The transcript has 11 exons. Lineage: Eukaryota; Metazoa; Mollusca; Bivalvia; Mytilida; Mytilidae. Gene Ontology annotation, biological process: positive regulation of transcription by RNA polymerase II.
UUAAUGUUCAACCUAUAUAUACGAUAUAAAUGUGUUUUCUCUUUCCUAAAAUAGCACAUCUCGGCGAAUUUAGUGACAGUCGCAAGCAAAAAUAGAAACAGUGAGGCUAUUUUGGUUUUGAUUAUAUAAGACUUAAGGAAUUCUUAUAUCAGCAAGAGGCGUUUUGCAGAUUUUGUCGUCUGCUAGAAACGUGGAAUCCAUACAGAAUUAAGAAAUGUUACAGUUGAAAGCCAUUAAACAACAUUAGAAGCAUAUACUUCACAUUUAAAGAGAAAUAUCCAAAGCAAACAUUGAAGACCACUUACAAGAUCCAAGGAGACUUGGCAGCAGGAUUUCUAGUUCUGGUGAUAAAUCUUCAAUAGUGGCUUCAGUACAGGAAACCCCACAGCCGGAAGAAAAAGCAAGGAUGGGGAGAAAAAAAAUACAGAUCUCUAGAAUAGGGGACGAGAGGAAUAGACAGGUGACAUUUACCAAAAGAAAGUUUGGUUUAAUGAAGAAAGCCUAUGAAUUAAGUGUCUUGUGUGACUGUGAGAUAGCCUUGAUUAUAUUUAACAGUGCCAACAAGUUGUUUCAGUAUGCCAGUACUGAUAUGGACAAAGUCCUCCUCAAGUACACAGAGUAUAAUGAACCUCACGAAAGUCGUACAAACAAAGACAUUGUAGAGACCUUAACAAAAAAAGAAAAUAAAGGGUGUGAAAGUCCGGAACCAGAUAUGGAUCCAUACGGAAAUUCAUUAACACCAGAUGAGAAAUAUUCCCGAUUAAAUGAGGAGUAUCAGAGAGCAAUCCAACAUCAAAAUUCGAUGAGACAGCACAAUUUGAGUCCAUAUCCUAAUCAAUUACCACCACCUGGAGUUCCCUCCCCUGGAAUGCAAAUGCACAACUCUCCUUACAUGAAUCAGUCUUUACAUCAUGGAAUGUCACCAAACCCAACUAUCAGUAGUCCAGGAUUAUUACAGCCACCACAACAUCCAAGUGUCAGUCCAAGGCCAAAUUCUACAGGUAACAUGGUAGAUUUAACAGGAGCUUCCCAACCCAAUGGAUACUCUCACAGGGUUUCUCCAUGUCCUUCUCCCGGUGCCAUGGUCAACAAAGGACUUUCACGACAAUCUCCGCCAUCACGGCAGCAUAAUAUGAGACCAAUGAUGCCCAACUCUAGAGCUAACAUGUUGAGUCCUGAUCCAUCACAAUCAAGGUCUACAAAUUCUUCUCUCCUGACCCCAGCAGUGUCACUUACAAGCCCUAGUAACCAUAUUACAAACUAUCCGUCCCCUUUGCCUACUUCAUAUCAUUCAAAUGAUUUUGCCUUGAAUAACAACAAUAUAGAUAUGAAUAGUAACAUGGCAAACUAUUCACAACAAUGGAGCGGAGGAUCACUGACCUCAGGGAUACCUCCUGGAGGGAACGGACCUGGAAGCAUCAGUGGUUUCCAUCCAGCUUUACACUCGACCAGUGGACACGGUGGAGGCAGUAUAUCGCCUCUAAAUGUGAAUACGAUGAAUCAUCAUAAUAUAUCUAUGAAUAUAAAAAGCGAACCAUUAUCUCCACCUCGAGACUCGACUACUCCAUCGAAUCAUCAUCAUACGUUAAGACCUCCGUCACAAGGCCAAAAUCAUCUUUCUCCUGGUCAUAUCAACCACUCACAUAGUAACAAUUCAUCGCCCACGGGCAUAUCACAUUCGUUAGACUAUGAUGGACCUAUGUUAAAACGGCCUCGUAUUGAUCAUGGAGGCCCAUGGGCUACCUAGAACAUGUAUUAUAGCUGAGUUAUAUAAAUUAAGUAGUCAUAUAAACUGUUCUUCGUUAAAUAUUAUGUAAUUGUUGCCAUGGUGUUGACCUUUUUUAAAUUUGACCCCAAGCUUCACUGUGACAUUGAGAUUUUUACCUCAGCUGUGCUAUUUAAUGUUACCAUGGUUUU